Messenger RNA from Telopea speciosissima, 594 nucleotides. RefSeq names its product VQ motif-containing protein 31-like. The record is from RefSeq and is a predicted model, not a curated record. The transcript is spliced from 2 exons. The coding region runs from base 24 to 548 and encodes 174 amino acids. Lineage: Eukaryota; Viridiplantae; Streptophyta; Magnoliopsida; Proteales; Proteaceae.
UUAAGUAACCAAUUCACAAUAGAAUGAUGGAUAAACCAGCACCCUUGACAAUGUUCGUUCAGACCGAUAUAACCGGUUUCCGGGAGCUUGUUCAGCGGUUAACCGGUCUAUCCCCAGGCAACGAAGGGGCAACACCAAAGGUCUCAGGCCUCAAGAGGCAAAUGUCCAAACUCUACGAGAGACGGCGAUACAUGAUGUCAAAGCUGGAGGUAGUAAAACCCGGUUUGAAAAUCAAACCGGGUCCAACCAUUCUCCAACAUUCAAAAGCUGGCUUUUAUUCCACGGAACUAGUUUUCUCCACUUGUGAGUCUGUUAAUUUCAGCUUCAUUGCAAGCCCUUUGGGCACCCCAUCAAAGGCUUUCUCAAACCUUUUCAUCACAGAAGAAGAAGCAACGAUGGUAGUGUCUGAUAUUGACAGAGAAGAAGAAGAGAAAGCAAUCAAAGAAAGACGGUUUUACUUGCAUUCUUCACCGCGGUGCAGACCGGGAAAUGCUGAACCGGAAUUACUUCACCUGUUUCCACUCAAUUCUCCCAAAACUGUUUCAUGAAUCUUAGAAUUCAGAUUAGAUUUGGGAAACCAAAGGCCUACAGAUU